This is a messenger RNA of Penicillium odoratum, 1473 nucleotides long. It is a transcript of the gene cpcA, whose product is annotated as amino acid starvation-responsive transcription factor GCN4. Gene Ontology annotation, molecular function: RNA polymerase II cis-regulatory region sequence-specific DNA binding; DNA-binding transcription factor activity, RNA polymerase II-specific. Gene Ontology annotation, cellular component: transcription regulator complex. The transcript has 2 exons. The record is from RefSeq and is a predicted model, not a curated record. Gene Ontology annotation, biological process: positive regulation of cellular response to amino acid starvation. Bases 1 to 1473 code for a protein of 490 amino acids. NCBI's taxonomy places the organism in Eukaryota, Fungi, Ascomycota, Eurotiomycetes, Eurotiales, Aspergillaceae.
AUGAUUGGUUUUUUCAUCCAAGAUGAACUCCAUCUAAGCGCCCCCCGAAAGAGCCAGUCUUUCCCUCAAACAGACAUCAUAACCGGAACACACUCCCCCCUUCUUUCCUCUUCUUCAGACGUCUUAGGACCUCUGAACUUCAGCAGCGCACCGCUUAGCUCAAGUUCCCAUACUUCUAUACCUUCGAUCGACUUCACGUCGUUCACCACGGAUAACUUCCAGCAACCAUGGCUUCCCACGCCCCCGCCUACACAGCCCUCGGCUUCCAGUUUGAACAACAGCAACAACAACAACAACAACAGUGCACUAGAGGACUUUGUGCUCUAUCCCGCUCCACAGCCCCGUCAGCAGCCUCGAUUCAGAGACUCGCGUUCGCUAGCUCCGAACACUGCCCUUAGGCCGUCUGCCCUUCAGCCCUUUCUGGCGCAGAAUAACCCUCGACGACAUUCUUUCAGUUUGCAGUUGCAACGCCAUCUCCAGCAGCAGUUUCCUGGUUCUCCUGUUCAGGAUCCCAGAGUGACCCAGCUUGCCCGGUCUCCUUCUUACUGGUCUCACCCCACCGUGAAGCACUCUCAGCCUUACUCGGCAACCGUGCCCACCAACUCUCCUCAACGUCCUCCCGUCCCGCCGUUUUACUCCGGUAAUAUCACACCCGAAAAUAGAAAACAGUACAUGCAAUAUCGUCGCAACAUGUCUACCCCCAACUUCCAAGGUACUUCCUUUGGUUCCGUCUUGCAUCCGCGCGCAAACGCUCACACCGCACCAGCACACGACUCUGAACUCUUCGGUCUCCCCUCUGCCGGUGGCAUGGGAUCAUUGACUUUCGACGAACUUCUGGGUCAGGAGACCGGCCCGCUCUCCCCGGAGGCGCCCGCUGGAACCAUCUCCCCCCGCGAUCUGAUGUUCGACCACUCCAUUCCGCCUUCAGGCACCUUCACCGACUUGAGCACUCCCCCUUUCGACUCCCCGGGCACCUUUAGUCAGAACCCUUCUCCCCUGUUCACUGAUGUGGACUACAUGGGCAAUGACGAUUGGGCCCCUCUCUUCCAUGACGGGGCUAUCGGAAACCCGACCGCAUCUGGUCUUUUUGAUGUGUCGGAAUACGCCUCUGUCAUCGCUGAGCCUAAGAAGCAGAUGCAGCCCUCUAUAGAGAUGUCGCCCGCCCCCAAGCCUCUCUCCCCUGCUGUCAAGUCAUCGCCUAUGUCUGCGACCGGCAAAACCAGACACUCCAGUGUUGCUGGCAUCACCCGUCAGCGCAAGGAUCUUUCUCCCAUCGAGUUCGAUCCCCUUGACCCGAUCGCCACUAAGCGUGCUCGAAACACCGAGGCUGCCCGCAAGUCUCGUGCCAAGAAGCUAGCUCGCCAGGCAUCUGCUGAAAGCCGCAUCCAGGCCCUGGAGGAUCAGUUGACCCAGCGUGACGAGAUGAUUGCCAAGCUGCAAGCUCAACUCGCUGUCCUCCAGGCCAACCAGUGA